Urocitellus parryii (Arctic ground squirrel) is the source of this 804-nucleotide messenger RNA. The record is from RefSeq and is a predicted model, not a curated record. NCBI's taxonomy places the organism in Eukaryota, Metazoa, Chordata, Mammalia, Rodentia, Sciuridae.
AUGGCUCUGACCUCGAAUUUGAAGAAACAAUCACAACUGAAAGAGGUAGCAGGGAUCCCCCUGCAGAGUACCACUGUAGACAACUGGAGCCAGAUCCAGAACUUUGAGGUGAAGCCGGAUGAUCUUCUCAUCUGUACUUACCCUAAAGCAGGGACAACGUGGAUUCAGGAAAUUGUGGACAUGAUUGAACGUGUGGAAAAAGCCAAUGCGAUGCCUGCUCCAYGGAUACUAAGGACUCACCUUCCUACUCAGUUAUUGCCACCAUCGUUCUUGGAAAACAACUGCAAGUUCCUUUAUGUAGCUCGAAAURCCAAAGACUGUAUGGUUUCCUACUACAAUUUCCAAAGGAUGAAUCAAGUGCUACCUGACCCUGUAACCUGGGAAGAGUAUUUUGAAACUUUCAUUGAUGGAAAAGUGGGUUGGGGCUCCUGGUUUGASCAUGUGAAAGGAUGGUGGCAGAAGAAAGACAGAUAUCAGGUUCUCUUCCUCUUCCAUGAGGACAUAAAGAAGGACCCAAAACAUGAAAUUCAGAAAGUGGCACAGUUCAUGGGAAAGAACUUGGAUGAAACCAUGCUGGAUAAAAUUGUCCAAGAGACAUCAUUUGAGAAAAUGAAGGAGAAUCCCAUGACAAAUCAUUCUACAGUUCCCAAAUCUAUCCUGGACCAGUCCAUUUCCCCCUUCAUGAGAAAAGGAACUGUGGGGGAUUGGAAAAACCAUUUCACUGUGGCCCAGAAUGAAAAGUUUGAUGAAAUAUAUAGGGAGAAGAUGAAAGGAGUCACUAUAAACUUCUGCAUGGAACUCUGA